CCGCCGGAGAGACUCAGAGGCGAGAACUCCCGUUCGCGUUGUAACGACGACGUUGUAAGAUCUGCGUUUAACCUAAGGAGAGAAAAGAAAGGAGCUGCCUCUGCUAGAAAAAAAAUAAGAAUAACUCAAAUAUAAAAUGCGGUUCCUGCUGAUUUUAUUGAGCAUCUUGAGCGUCAGUACAGCGUGGCGAAGUUUCUUGAGAGGUCGAUUGAAAGGUGGCAAUUUAGGAGAGCCAGUUUUGUUCUCCAAUACAACAUCGCUGCCCGAGGAGAACUGGUUUAACCAGCGUCUGGAUCAUUUCAAUCCGGCCGAUGCUCGUGUCUGGAAACAGAGAUACUUCGUGAAUUCCGACUUUUACAAACCCAACGGCCCGAUAUUUUUACUGAUCGGCGCUGAAGGCAUAGCAAAUGCAAAAUGGAUGAUAGAGGGCCAAUGGAUCGAAUACGCCAAAGAACUCGGAGCGAUGUGUUUUUAUCUGGAGCACCGUUUCUAUGGAAAAAGCCACCCGACUAUGGAUCUCAGCGUGAAGAACUUGAUGUACCUGAGCUCGGACAAUGCACUAGCGGAUUUAGCGUACUUCAUCAACGCUGUUAAUAUCGGCUACAAGUUUCCAAAAGAUACAAAAUGGAUUGUAUUCGGGGGAUCGUACGGUGGAUCUUUGGCCGCCUGGAUGCGCCUCAAGUAUCCUCACUUGGUACAUGGAGCUGUGUCCUCUAGUGGACCGCUGCUAGCGCAGAUCGACUUUGAUGAAUAUUAUAUCGUUGUUGUAAACGCCUUGAAAGAGUAUUCUGACAAGUGUGUUGGCGUGAUACAAGAUGCCAUCUCGCAAAUUAACACAUUGUUACACCAUACGGUUGGUCAGCAGCAAAUACAGAAGAAAUUCAAAUUAUGCGACCCAAUUGAUCCUGGGCAUACAAAGAGAGUGGAUAUCUCCAACUUGUAUGAAACAUUGGCGAGUAACUUUGCUGGCGUUGUACAAUACAAUAAAGACAAUCGCCAGAGCUCGCAGACCGCUAAUAUCACUAUCGAGACCAUAUGUGAUGUACUGGUAGACGAGAAAAUAGGAAAGCCUAUCGAUAGACUUGCCUCUGUAAGCAAUAUGAUAUUGGAUGCUACCAAGGAGAAGUGUUUAGAUUAUAGAUAUGACAAAAUGAUUCACGAGCUUCGCAAUGUCACUUGGGCUAGCGAGCAAGCGGAAGGAGGACGUCAAUGGAUGUACCAGACUUGUACAGAGUUUGGAUUCUUCCAAACCUCCACUGGACAGUCCAAUGUGUUCGGGAAUAAUUUCCCGGUGGAUUUCUUUGUACAGCAAUGCGUCGAUAUUUUCGGGCCUAGAUACGACAUGAACGUAUUGAAAACCGCUGCCGCACAAACGAAUCUCGUGUAUGGUGCAUUAGACCUGCAAGUGACAAACGUAGUAUUUGUACAUGGUUCUGUCGAUCCGUGGCAUGUGUUGGGUUUGGUACAGUCUUCCAAUCCACGGGCGCCUGCUAUCUAUAUCAAAGGCACUGCACAUUGCGCCAACAUGUAUCCUCCAUCAGAACGUGAUAUGCCUCAGCUAAAGGAAGCUAGAGUGCAGAUAAAGGGUAUAAUCCAGCAAUGGCUACAAAAUUGAGCUCUCUGUGUGAUAUUAUACAAGUAAAUCAUGCGAUCAAUAUCUAGACUGUUAAAAAAUGCUAAUUUUUAAGUCGUUCCAAACAAUUAUUAAUAUUCCAAAUAUCUUAAGUUUAUAUUUUGUGUAGUAUCUUUUUUAUUACUCUUUUCUGCAGGAUAAAAGAACACCUGUACUUAUGCAUAUUAUAUAUAUAUAUAUAUUCAUUAUAAACAUGUUUAUUCUAAUUUCAUAUAAAUGUUAAAUUAAGUCUAGUGAUCCUUACAUAGGUGAUUUACGAAUGCUAGUAUCUGUUAUCAUGUACCAUGUUUGAGUGACAAAAUUGCUUCUUCAGUAAAUCAAACAAGUUUGCCCCAAAUGGCACUAUUGUAAUUUAUUACGAUAAAUAAAAUCACGGAAAC
This is a messenger RNA of Vollenhovia emeryi, 2013 nucleotides long. RefSeq names its product putative serine protease K12H4.7. Lineage: Eukaryota; Metazoa; Arthropoda; Insecta; Hymenoptera; Formicidae. Gene Ontology annotation, biological process: proteolysis. The record is from RefSeq and is a predicted model, not a curated record. Gene Ontology annotation, molecular function: dipeptidyl-peptidase activity; serine-type exopeptidase activity. The coding region runs from base 137 to 1615 and encodes 492 amino acids. The transcript is spliced from 9 exons.